AUGGCUAAUACAAAGCAACCUGAAUUAAAAGAGCCUGGUCCAUCGGACAAUCAAAUCCUUGAUUUUAAAAAAUCACAUAAAUCGGAACAAUUAACAACUGGUUAUGGUCGUCCACUUGGUGAUCGAUCAACUGUUAUUACAGUUGGUCCACGUGGACCAUUGUUGCUUUCGGAUUUUCCAUAUAUUGAAGAUGUUCAACGAUUUGAUCGUGAACGAAUUCCUGAACGAGUUGUUCAUGCUAAAGGUGGUGGUGCUUUUGGUGUAUUUGAAGCAACUGAUGAUUUAUCAGACAUUUGCAAAGCUAAAGUAUUCAAAAAAGGAUCACAAACACGUGUUUUAAUGCGUUUUUCAACUGUUGCUGGUGAAAGUGGUUCAGCUGAUACAGUACGUGAUCCACGUGGUUUUGCAAUCAAAAUGUAUACCGAUGAAGGUAUUUGGGAUUUAGUUGGUAAUAAUACACCAAUAUUUUUUCUUCGUGAUCCAUUUUUAUUUCAAAUGUUUAUUCAUUCACAAAAACGAAAUCCUCAAACACAUUUAAAAGAUCCAAAUAUGGUUUGGGAUUUUUUUGCUAAUCAUCCUAUGGCUACACAUCAAUUUAUGUUUCUUUACUCUGAUCGUGGUGUACCAGAUGGAUUUCGUCAUAUGCAUGGCUAUGGUUCACAUACAUUUAAAAUGGUUAAUGAUAAAAAUGAAUAUGUUUGGGUUAAAUUUCAUAUGCGCACAAAUCAAGGUAUUAAAAAUUUAGAUCCAACAAAAGCCAAAAUCUUAGCUGGUGAACAACCUGAUUAUGCUCUUGGUGAUCUAUAUAAUGCAAUUGCUAAAAAAGAAUAUCCAAGUUGGACAGUUUAUGUUCAAGUUGUUACUAAUGAACAAGCAAAAAAUCUUCCAUACAAUCCAUUUGAUUUAACAAAAGUUUUUUCACAAAAAGAAUUUCCAUUACGUCGUGUUGGUAAAAUAACAUUGAAUGAAAAUGCAGAAAAUUAUUUUGCACAAAUUGAACAAGCUGCUUUUUCACCAGCACAUAUGCCACCAGGCAUUGAAGCAUCACCUGAUAAAAUGUUACAAGGUCGACUUUUUUCAUAUGCUGAUACACAUCUUCAUCGUAUUGGAACCAACCAUCAUCUUAUUCCAGUUAAUAAUCCUGAAACAAAUAAAAAUGUUAAAGUUUGUACUUAUCAACGUGAUGGUGCAAUGCAAACUGGUCAUAAUCAAGGUAAUGCACCAAAUUAUUAUCGUAAUUCAAUGAAUGGUCCAGAUGUAACUGAUCGUAAUAGACAUAUUGAACAUGCAACAUUAGAAUCAGGUUUAGCAGCUCGACAUGAAGCUAGUGACGAUGAUAAUUAUUCUCAACCACGAGUUUUCUAUCAAAGAGUAUUAGAUGAUCGUGGUCGAGCACAUAUGAUCCAAAAUAUUGCUGAACAUUUAGGACAAUGUACCUGUAAAGAUAUUAUUCGUCGUGUAGUUGCUGUUUUUGCCAAUGUUGAUGAUGAUCUUGCAAAACGAUUGGCUGAUUUACUUAAAAUUGAUGUACCACGAAAAACAUCACCACCAACAUCUGUUAGAUCAAAAUAUUAA
Messenger RNA from Adineta steineri, 1575 nucleotides. Lineage: Eukaryota; Metazoa; Rotifera; Eurotatoria; Adinetida; Adinetidae. The record is from the annotation of a GenBank genome assembly.